GGGCGCUCGGCGGGGCGGUGCUGCCCUCAGCCGGGGAGAAGGAGUUAUACAACCGCUCGGCGUUGCAUAAGCGCCUGAGCCCGGAAUAGUCUCAGCUGCCUGCUGGCGCGCUCCGGGAGUGGGGCCAGCGCCGCCCUGCUCUCCUCCCCCUGACCCCGACGCGCUCGCUCUCCUCGGGGGACGCCCCAGACGGAGCUGGCGGCGCGCCUUCCCCCCCCGCGCAGCCCUUUCAUAACGGCGUCCGUCCCAGCCCUGGCGGCCACCAGGCUCCUUGAGCGAGGCGCAGCGGCGACGAGGGGCCGCCUCCCCGCUUUCCUGCUCCUCGCGGAGGCGCUGAACUCGACGAUGAAGCCAUAGCAGGAGCGCUCGCCGCCACCACCACACCCACCCAGUCAGCCAACCCGGCGAAAAUGGAGCUGGGGGCCGCGCUCGGGCAGCAGGCGCAGCAGCGCGCCCACCACCACCAGGCCCCGUCGGCGGCAGGAGGAGGAGGCGGCGGCGGCGGCGGUCCCUGCGCGGAGAUGUUGCAAGUGGCCGAGGAGGCUUUCCGAGGCGGGCAGUUCGCCCUGGCGGCGGAGAUCCUGAGCUCGCAGCUGGCCGAGCUGGCGCAGCCCGAGCGGGGCCUUUGCCUCCGCCAAGGGGACGCGCUGGCCCGCGCGGGGCGCAUGGCCGAGGCUUUGGAUGCUUACAGCGCGGCCGCCAGACUGGCCCGCCUGAGGCCCGAGGAGCUGCGCGAACUGGCCGAGAGCUUCGCGCUCAGCCUCCGCGACAAAGAGCUGCGCCUGCCGCCGUGGCGGGGGCCUGGCGGCGGCGGAGCAGCUCCGGAGGGAGACGACCCGCUGGCGGACCCGCCUUGCUGCCGACCCCCGGAGCCGCUGGGCUGCCCGGUGUGCCGCCGCCUGCUCUGCGAGCCGGUGACUUUGCACUGCGGGCACACCCACUGCAAGCGCUGCGCCCAGAGCGGCGGAGGGGAGUGCGCCCGCUGCGCCGCCCGGCGCCCAGCCUCUGCCUCUGCCCCGGUCGCGCAGCCCCCCGCCGGUCCCCGCGUCAACGUGGUCCUGGGCAGCCUGCUGGAGAAGUGGUUCCCGGCCGAGAGCAAAGCGCGCCGGCUGGGCGCCGAAGGGGACGCGCUGAAGGAGAGGCAGGAGCUGGCGCCCGCCCUGGAGAAGUACAACCAGGCCCUGGACCUCGGUGAGUGCUCGCCGUCGCACACGCCCGACUCCUCCCCCCAGAAGAAAGCUUCCCUGUCGCCUUUGGAAGCAGCAAGGGCAAAAACCUUGUCAAUAUGCUCGGCGACGCUGCGCCACAACUCCGACCUGGGUUGCUUUGGCUCACAAGGGGAGAAACAGGCCCAGUUGCGUUCCUGAGCUCCCUUCCUUAUGUGGGAAGCGGAUUAGGGAUUUCCCGACGGGGAGAAAGCGCAGUGUAAUGGGGGCCAUUUCCAGGAGUGGGUGUUUCUGCCAACGCUGGGCAGCCAGGCCUUGCCUGAUACAUGGAUGAGAAGGAAUUCGACAAUAAGGGGCCCCUUCUCAACACCUGGGUGGAAAGUGCGUUGUGGCGCUUUCUGCACUGCCUGGUGUUUUUGCAAACUAUAUGUGAAGUGUAGAAAGUGGGAGGAAGUGUGUCACUUUCUAAAAAAAGAAACCCCCCACUAAGCUUGUGCUUCCUGGCUCUGUGCAGUUGGGGAUCCCAAUAUUCUGUUGGGAGGCGCCCCCCUCCCAACUGUUGCAGUUUGUGAAGGAGAACAGGAAUCUCUUCAGUUCUUACAAACUGCUAUGUGAUCGUGCUUGGGCUGUGUGACAGCCCAAUGGUGAAAUGAUUUCUAGGGGUCAGAAGGGUCUGUGACAUAGGCGCAGUUGUGUUUCGGUGCUUGGAAGGCAUGUGUAUUGGGGAAAUAGGCUGUGGGGUGUUGGGUAAAGCGUUAAUUUGACUUCUCAAGUUAUGUGGGAAAUGAAUUCUGUUUAGGUGGGUUCCAGCUGCCUUGCCCAUUCAGUAAAAAAAAACUGGGUUUUUGUUAACAUUGACCAGAAGCAGCCAUGGGGUUUAUUAGAAUGAGGUAAGGUGUGCUCUUGAGGGCUGGCAGUUACAGCCCCAGGAUGCUUCCCAGCUGAAGCCAGGGCAGGGGUGAGAGCAAAUACUGGGAAUAGCCGACAUCGGAACACAUAUUGUAUCUUCUGUGCAUUGCUUUGUGGAGAAUGUUAAGGGCCUUUGCAACUGCGAGAAAUCGAGAUUUUCAUCCGGGAGUUAGAAAAGUUCAUACCCCACAUGGUUUUCUCAAUCCUGGUGCCUUGUGGCUCAGAUUUCUGCUCAAGAGCUUCAAAUUAGCUUUCCUUUUCUCUGGCACAACUAAAGCCACUUAUUUUGUAUUGGUUUCUGACUUCCAUUUGAUGGGUCAGGCACCAGUAAGAAAACAGCUUUAUGGGAAAUAAUUCUAGAGAGUUUUAAAAUUGUAUAAUAUUGAAAGUUGAAACAUAAUUGUAGCCUAGGCGUGGCAAUGCUUUGUGACAUUGUCAACACAGAGGUUUGUGGGGCUUUGAGCAUCUUGGAAACUCAGAAAGGGUGUAAGGUGUGCACCUGAAGAUACGAGCAAAUCCUUCCUCGUCACAUACCUUUUGUAAUGCAGCAAUACAUCUUCAUCUACUGCCCUGCCAGUACCCAGUAGGUACAUACUAUUUUCACUGCCAGCCUUUUGACUAGCCCCAAAAUAGCUGGGAAUAUAUAAGAUGACACUUCCUGCUUGGCAGAAUCUCUAAAACAUGUGCAGUGUGGGUUAAGGUCAUUGCCAAUCGUCUUUACCCAAACCUUGGGAAAUUAAUAAAUGACUUACUUCUCUUACCUCAGGGACUUCCUUACAAUUCAAAGCAAAACUUGCAGCAGCUACUGUAUCCACAGAACUUAUGGAUACGCAGUUGGGCACCCUGCAGAUUAUCUGUGUGUUGUUCAUUUGUUCAUGGUGGGAGAUGGAGGACUUAUUUCUUAAAAAAACAAAGAAUGUACAACGUUCCAUUUUCAUCUACAAAUUCGCGAGAAUUUGAGAAUAGAUACUGUGUACUUGCUGGGAGCAACAUCAGAAUUGCAUAAUAUUGUUUCCCUGAAUACUCAUCAUCACAACACAGUGUAAGAGAGUGUGACUUCUCUAAACACAUUCGGAACCUUAUACCUAAGAUGUUGACAUGCUUACUGCAAGACCACCAGAACUGAUUGCAUAAUAUAGAUGGAUUUCAAAACCUUUUUGGUAUCCGUGUGACUAAGAAAAGGAAGCCAUGUCUCCAGAAACAUCAAAUAGUGCAUUUGGACAGGCAGAGUGAAAGUUUCACUGUUGCUGGUUGUGAUUAAAAUUUCAGAAAUACGGGUGUGUGUGAAUUAAUGCAUGAAUCAGAGAGUCUGUAACACUCUGGAAUGCCAUGGUUCCAGGUUUGGCUGCGUAUGCUUGAUGUAGGGUAAAUUUUCACAGGUCAUCCUGACCUUUUGAAAUGCCAGUAGGGAGGCGUACUGUUGGUUCUCUUCUGAUAGGCUGUUUCAAAGUUUUUGGAGCUGGGCCUUUCUUGGUGAUUUCAAUAGGCUGGGAACAGAGCUUGUAUAUAGUGAAAGAUGUUUUUUAUUUUGCUGUCAUUACAUGUAACUGUUUAGACAUAAACAAAAACCUUCCCAAGUAGAGCAGGUGUUGGCAACCUUCGGCUCUGCAGAUGUUGCUGACCUCUGCAGCUCCCAUCAUUCUUGACCAUUGGCUGUGCUUAUUGGGACCAGUGGGUGUUGUAGUUCAGCAACAUUUGCACGGCCAGGGGCUUCCCAUACCUGCAAUAAUAGAGAGAACCAUUGGAGCUGAAAUUGUCUUCCUUUUGUCAUGUCAAGCAGCAAAACUACAUUUGUUUCAUGCCUCAUUGUUUCAUUGGAAAACACAUUCUGAUACGAGGAAAGUUUCUGUAAUUGUACGUCUCUGCAUCUUGAAAUAUCUCUAUAUUGUGAUACCGAAGUGCCCUCUUUUUAACCCAGUAAAACAAAUCAGUGGAAUUGAUCUACCUAGCUGUGCCUCCUUUGUCAUUGUCAACUUAACCAUGGAGAAGUUCUUUCUCUCGCAAGCGUUAAAGCAAUGCUGCAUUUUUCAGUUUUGUAAUGAGUUGCGGGGUUGUUUUUUAAGAAUAAAACUUUUGGGAUAAAUUUUUGGAAAGCACUUGGUUAAAACCUAACACAGAUCAUUAUUGCCCAAAUAGAAUUUCCCCUGGGAAAGCUUGAUUUCUGUGGUCCUUGGGCCCAUCUCAUACUGGAAAGCAUUUAACUCAGGUUUAGGGAGAUUUUUAAAAACGCAUCUUCUCACUCUCCCAGUGCUUAUAUGGAUAAUGAAACAGUACCUAAAUACUAGCAAUCAUAAUGCACAAUGGGUUGUUAAAGGGUUUUAAAAUAUUAAUACUUAAUAUUUAAAAUAUUAAUAUUUAAAAUUUUAAAAUAUUGUUUUGCCAAAGGUUUGAUAACACACCUAAGGCUACUUGGAUCUGUAUUUUUAAUAUUGAGCGGAGGGUUCAGCACAUAAAUGCAGCUGAAAGUUUGAUUCUGGAACUACGAAAAUGCUUUGGCUAUUUUAGUAGUUCUUACUGUAGUUUGAGGCCGCGCUAGAAGUAUGGAGCCAUAACAGUUUUUUUUGCUAGAAGUGUUUGUAAAAGUAAGGAAGAUACCAGAGCUUGCCAGGGAACUGGCUCUGGCAGGGAAAAUGCUCACACACCCCUUAUUUUCCUGUGUAUAGAUCAUGUAUAGUCUGUAAAAUGACUCAACUGUAAAAUGACUCAACACAUUCAAAGUUCGGAAGAGAUCAUAAAAUUAUAUAAAUGUAGAGCUGGAAGGGACCCCAAGGUUCAUCUAGUCCAUCUGAUUCUCUUCCUCAGCUUCCUGCCCCUCCCUCCCUCCCUCCCUCCCUCCCUCCAGAAUUUCUUUCUCAAACCUGAGCAAGCCCACAGGGGAACCUAUCUUCUGCUUCACUGGGGAGAGCCACACAGCCUCUUCAGAUUUUCCAACUCUCCCUUUCCCUGCAGUGUGUUGUAAAUGAGCCUUCUACGUUUCCAAGCACAAUUCAAAGUGUUGGUGCUGACCUUUAAAGCCCUAAACGGCCUCGGUCCUAUAUACCUGAAGGAGCGUCUCCACCCCCAUUGUUCAGCCCGGACACUGAGAUCCAGCGCUGAGGGCCUUCUGGCGGUUCCCUCAUUGCGAGAAGUGAGGUUACAGGGAACCAGACAGAGGGCCUUCUCGGUAGUGGCACCCACCCUGUGGAACAGCCUCCCUUCAGAUGUGAAGGAAAUAAGCAGCUAUCUUCUCUUUAAAAGACAUCUGAAGGCAGCCCUGUUUAGGGAAGUUUUUAAUAUUUAAUUCUGUAUUGUUUUUAACACUUGAUUGGAAGCCGCCCAGAGUGGCUGGGGAAACUCAGCCAGAUGGGCGGGGUAUAAAUAAUAAAUUAUUAUUAUUAUUAUUAUUAUUAUUAUUAUUAUUAUUAUUUAUUCAGCUUCAUGGGUAAAGGGGAAGGAAGGCUGCCAUCACUUUUUCAUCUUCCUCUCUGGCUGAAGCCCAGACAUGCUGGGAGCUUCAAUGGCACCCCUCUGGCAGCUUCACCCAGAGGUUCAUGGGUAAAGGGGAAGGAAGGCUGCCAUCACUUUUUCAUCUUCCUCUCUGGCUGAAGCCCAGACAAGCUGGGAGCCUCAAUGGUACCCCUCUGGCAGCUUCACCCAGAGGUUUAAACCCUGGCUAGACACCCCACCCCACCCCUAGCUACGGCUCUGCAGAGACCAUCAUCAGUAGGAACGACCACAAAAUUGCAGUUGCCUUCCAAUAGUCGAGUUCUCUUCUGCGAGUAUGUUGAACAAGCUGUAAAUAAGUAUUUGCAAAGGGUAAAGAGGGUAAAACAGGAAGUUAGUCACUGGAACGCCAGUGGGGAAAGAUGGAUUUCAGGGAAGCUGGUGCGAUUUUGACCUCUAACUGAAGUUACGCCUUUCCUAAACAUACGUCAGUUAGACAAGGUGAAUAAGCUCUCUCUCUCUGUGUUACACAGCAUUGCCUAUCGUAAGAUUAGAGCUAUCUUGUGUACAGAAGGUCAGUGACAUACAUAAACAACCUCCUACUACACAUACAUAGCCUAGCUGCAUCACAGACAAGCCUAUACUUUAAAAUGGGCGAGAUAGCAGCCUGGUAAAUGGAACAAAAAGGAAAACAAAGCCUUGCUUAAUCACACUGCAUCAAGUUAUCAACAGUGAAAUGCUUUACUGCCUUGCAGUUUAUGACUCAUCCUGCAGCAUUUCUAGAAAAGCCUUUUCCCUGGUCUGUGACGAAAAGAGUCUUAUGUAAAAUGUGUUGAUGUUUCUACUCUGAGACAAUAGGCAGUCAGAGGCACAUUAGAACUAUUCCUUCACAUUUCUGCGUGGCAAAAGGGUGGUUUGAUCACUAAAAUAACUUGCAGCGGUUUAAAUCAAAGCUGCCAACCUUUGCUGGCUUGUGGGCAACAAAUUGCAAUAUAGAACAAGCCUCAGCCAGCUUAGAUAAGCUAACAAGAAUCAUACAUUUCUUUUUUUCUUUAUUUUGAGGGGCGGGGGGAGCUUUAUGCCAGACUAUAUGCUGGUGGCUAGAUCGGGGUUCCACACAUUGUGCACAAGCGAAGUGGAGUAUGUCAUCAAGUGUACACUCAACAGGGAGUUGCACUUGGUCUCAGCUUGCUUGACACGUGUACCUGCACGACACCUCUGUGUUUGCAGAGAUACAUCUGUUAUGUUCCCUGCCACCCACCCCAUUACAAAUUUAGGCACACACUUAAAACACAUUAGGAAUACCGUAUUUUCCCCCUAUAGGACGCACUUUUCCCCCUCCAAAAAUGAAGGGGAAAUGUGUGUGCGUCCUAUGGGGCGAAUGCAGGCUUUCGCUGAACCCUGGAGAGCGAGAGGGGGCGGGGGGCACCGACCCCUCUCGCUCUCCAGGCUUCAGGAAGCUACCCGCAAGCCGUGAGAGCCGCGCGACUUCGCACAGCUCUCCCACAGCUUGGGGAGAGCUGCCUGCACCCCGAAGCCUAGGGGCGCGCUGAGCUCAGCGCCCCCCCCCGGCUUCGGGCUUAGUGCAGCUCUCUGCAAGCUGUGGGAGGGCUGCGCGAAGUCGCGCAGCCCUCCCACGGCUAGCGGAGAGCUUGCCUGCACCCAGAAGCUUGGGGCGCGGUGAGCUCAGCACGCCCCAAGCUUCGGGCUUCGCACAGCUCUCCGGUAGCACGGCUAGCGGAUAGCAGCCUGUUCUGGGGGCUGGGGUCAGGGGAAGCUCGGGCUUCCCCCGCCCCAGCCCCGCACCUGGGGGAAAAUAAAUUUAUUUUCUUUAUUUCCCCCCAAAAAAACUAGGUGCGCCCUAUGGGGCGAAAAAUACGGUAAAUCUAGAAAUGCAAUGUAGCACCUGGAAAAGGACCCAAAAUGAAACCUGUAUCAGUGCGCAGAAGCGGUGUCAUUCUUAAUCCUGCUUCUUUGCAAGCUCAGAACACAGGGAAGCCUCUUUAGUUGAAGAAUAGUCCAGUUUUUGGCCUGCUUCAAAAUUCAUUUAAGCAGUACCCAAGGAGUUGGGUCAGCACUCCUUGCGAGCGAUGUGGCAUUGCUUUUGUAGUAACACAAGCAUUUUGUGGGGAAUUGGAAAAAUGCAAGUCUGAGAAAACCAGUGGUGACAGCCCUUUACCAACCAACCAAGUGGUAGUUUAUCGCGAGGUGUGUGGCAAGCUCUUGGCUUGCGUUUCUUUGUGACGGGGGGAGCAGAAGCCUUCCACUUCUACCUUUGGAUUUCAAAACAGGCACAGAAGUGUGGAAUAAAAGUUUUCCCAGCACUUGGCAGGAAAAUGCAAGCUUACUUUGGGGUUACAUGCACCCUGCAUAAGGGUAUUUUUAUUAGCAUUGUACAUGCCUGUACAAGCACCAUAAGGUCUUUCUGUUGCAAAAAGAUUUAAAUACAGCUGGUGAUAAGAGGAUGUUUACCUCCAAGGAUAGUUUCUCCUCCUUUUUGGGGGGCGGGUUCUUCUAAGCCAUACUCCUUGUAAGAAUUCUGUUCUGCUCAAAUCUUCAUCUUAAUAGAAACCAAUGAGGUUAUGAAAGCCCGUUCCCAGGGUUUUGCAUUCAAAGAGAAAAACGUAAAGAGAGGUUAGGGGAAACCAUGCAAGUGUAGUGCUGUUCUGUACUACAGUAUUUUAGUUCUUAAAUUCUUGCAUCCUAUUUGGUGCUGUUUGGACCAUCAAGGUGGAGAGAUCCAGUCCUGGAAAUAAGGACAGGGCUUCACAAAAGGAUAGAAUGAAUAUUGGGGUGAUGAUUUGGUUGCACUGAUCCUAAACAUGCUCUGUGGAAGCUGUGGGGUUUUGCGGGGACAGGGGAUUUGUAGGGGGAAGCAUUAGCCUGAUGGAAUAACCGGAAUUCAGUUCCGUGUAUGACAGGAAACACCAAGGUGAGAAAGGAGACAAGAGGGUUGGAGUAAGCAAAUGAGAAAGUGGAGGUUGUAAAAGAAAUCCAGGUAGGGAUUGCUGGAAAUUAAAGACCAGCAUCUUGAAGAUGAUCUUGGUGCAAUGGGGAACAGUGCAAAAACUAUAGAAAGAGAAAAAUCCUCAUAGCAACAGAGAUUAUCUAAGUUGAGGCAUCCCUAAAUGACUGGCAAGUAGAGAGAGCUUCAGCAACUAGUUGCAUACUGGUUACUAAUGUUUGAACGAGUUCUUAAGUGGGAUUUAGUAGGGUGACUUAGUAAUUCUAGAUCGGGGUCAGCAACCUUUUCAGCCAUGGGCUGGUCCACCGUCCCUCAGACCAUGUGGUCGGCCGGACUAUAUUUUGGGGGGGGAAACAUGAACAAAUUCCUAUGCCCCACAAAUAACCCAGAGAUGUAUUUUAAAUAAAAGCACACAUUCUACUCAUGUAAAAACACGCGGGCCGGAUUGAGAAUUAGACCGCAUCCGGCUUCCGGGCCUUAAGUUGCCUACCCCUGUUCUAGAUUGUUCCAGAAGCACCAGCAGAUCUUUCUUUCUUUUUCUGUCUUUCUGUUUCUUUUCCUGUGUAAUUUGUGACAGGCUACUAUUGUACAGUGAUUUUUUUCUUUGUAGAACUCCUCCCAAAUGGCAUUUCCUUCCUCUAUUAACCUAUAUGUAAUUUUGAGUAAUGUGGGGCACUAAAAAAAAAAGAGAGCCAUUUUUAUUUUAGAAAAAGAGAACAGAAAUGACACCUGAUUGAAGGUAGUUCUUAGAUGCUGGAUUUUAAAAUCCAAAAUGAAUCAAAGAGGGUGGGGGUGGGGAAAUGAUGUAAUGAGAGGGAAAAAAGGACUGAAGCGCAGUAUAACGAGGCUUCUCUUCUCCCCCAACAAUGCUAGACAAGAAAAGAACAGGCCCUGCUUUUAGAAUUUGAAAUAAGAUAAUGCCAGUUCUGCAGGGACACUCCUGGCAUUGUAACUGGCAUGAUUCACAGAAGUUGUUUGAAUGGAUAAAUGUACUAGGAUUGCCUGAUAGUACAAGGGAAAUUGCUGAGGUUUUUUUUUUUUUUUUAAAAAGAUUUUUUUUGCCCAACUUAAAUUGCUAUAAAUAGGCCCCCUGCUAUUAUAUUCCUAGAUAGCUUUUUGUAGCUUGGACCUUCGUUGUGUGUCUCAGCAGGCAUUCCUGUGCCGCAGUAGCAAAUAACUCUGUUUUCUUAGAUUCCACGCCCCGCAACCCAGUUUGGUUUAAGUGUCUCAGUGUGUGAACUACUUUAGGAGGUGACUUUUGACUGUAACUUUGCUUUUAUGUUGUUGACACCGUUAUUUGAGGUAAGAAGAGCACCAAGAGUAGCUAAGGAACAUGCAAAGCCAAAUUUAAUUAAUACCACCCGGAAGCUCUGAAAUACAUUGGACUAAAGGUGCAUGUGUAAUAUAGUUCAGAAGCGACAUUUCCUUUCCUCUCUUCCUGUGUGUUUUUGGGGAAAUGUGUGCGUAGAUUAUGCUCUGUUUGGAGCGCUUGCUAAAAAUAGUAGUGGAGGUAGAGAGGAGGAAAUUAGAGGUGCAAGCAAGUGGUUGGUUUCUUUCUUAAUGUGAACAAAGAGACAUUCAACUCAAUGUACUCUUCACUGGAUUGCCUUGUCGAUUUUGCUCAGAUGUUAAAGGUUGAGCUAAAAUUGGCUGGAUGCUGGGUGUUCAGUGCAGGGUGGUGGUUCUGCAUAAGGUGACUUUCCAAUUUCAGCUGUCAGUUCAUUUUCCUUCUGACAGUAAUAAAUAAACAUUUCCCUGCGUAGUCGAGCACGGUGGUACCCAUAUGGACACUACUAUGUUUUUCCCAUAUAAUGACCUUUUUUUAAUAAAUAAAAAAGGCCAACACAAGCAUGUGGUACGGUGCUAUCUCUGGAGCUCAAAAAACUCUGUUCAGUUUUUUAAAAGCGGAGGGGGGGCGGGGAAAUUGCUGAAAUGUUUUGGAAGGUUGAGCUAUUGUAGCUUCAUGGCUAAAUUUGUGAAUUGGAAAGUCCUUGCUUGAAAUUUCACCUCUGCAAUGAAUUCACCAGGUGGCAAUAUUGCAGCUUUCGCUCUCAGCCCCUUUCAGGAUGGCAAUAGCAAGCCUACCUUGCAGGACUGUGUAACAGUUGAAAUAACACUAUCUAAAUUCUGUGCACUACUAGCAAGGAAGUCAUAACCCUAGCUUAUUCAGUAUUGAACUCUUAUGAUUUUAUGACUACAUGCAGAAGUGGGAAGAAGCUGUCUCUACCAGCUAAUGCCAUGCAAUUUUCUCAGCGUUGCAUUGUGUUAUGUGCCUAAGUUUAAGUCAACCACUAUUGCGCCUUUUCUCUCUCUUCCUCUUCUUCCUGAAUAUGGUCUUUUUCUUCUUCUUUUGUGUUAACUGCUUGGUUCGCUUCCUACAUGUUGCUUCUAAAGCUAGGAACACACUAAAGCUGCAAUCCUACACACACUUUCUUGGAGGUAGAAGUAUAUGGGAUAAAGGAAUGUAAUGUUGGUUUUCUUGAAGGUUUUGUUCCUUUCAGCUCUUGUUAGCUCUCAGCAACUUCGUGACCUCUUUUAAUAUGCCCAUUGCUGGUUUGCACUAAGCUGCCAGCUUCCUGCAGAUCACGUGCAGCUGAAUAAACGGUUUAUUGCAGCUGUUUGGUAAUUAAUACAGAUACAAAAGCAAAACCCCGUGUCAAGCCAUUUGGAAUAGAGUGUUUCAAUUACCAUUGGAAAGAGACUUAUUGUUAAAUACAUGAUAGAGCUGGCAUGUCCCAGAGAUAAUGUGCCCAUCACUGUUGCUGAUAGCAGGAAAAGUUCUGCUACAUUUCCACAUUGUCUAAUUUUUGUCUUCUUUGGUGAUCACUUGUUGUCGAGAAAAAUGUCUUCCAUGAAUAUUGUCUUAACAGUGUGUCCGUAAGGUGACUAUCUUUGUAAUCUUAUAUGAACACGUGUUUUACCUAGGUUAGAGUGAUGGGGAGAUUUAUGUGACCUUGUGUGGUUUUAUUUCAAUCAUUUGUUAGUCAUGGGAAGGUGGGAUAUAAAUGUGUUAAAAUAAAUGCUUGGUAAUUUUCAGUGAUGGCAGGUAUCAAAGCCAUCAAAGCAAGUAUGAUUCAAAGCAAUUUGUUCUACCCAGUGCUUUUUUUCUAAAAAAAAUAUGUUUAGAGGUACUCUCAUUUUGACUCAGGAGAAUCACCAUUUUAUAGUUCAAAUCGGGGAAAAUAAAUACAGUAAAUGGACAAAAGUACAAAGAUUCACAAAAUGUUUAGGGGUAGAAAACCCUCUAGAGCUACCGCAUAAUACAAAUACUGCUUUUUCCAAAAUGGGGAUCCCUUAGGAUUUUGUUCCUUAAGCCCAUGAGUCAGUGUUGUUGUUGUUGUUGUUUUAUUUGCAUUCCACCCAUCUGACCAGGUUGUCCCAGCCACUCUGGGCAGCUUCCAACAGAUACAAAAACAUAAUAAAACAUUACACAUUAAAAAAAAGUCCCUAUACAGGGCUGCCUUCAGAUGUCUUCUAAAAGUCAGAUAGUUGAUUAUUUCCUUGACAUCUGAUGGGAGGGCGUUCCACAGGGCGGGCGCCACUACCGAGAAGGCCCUCUGCCUGGUUCCCUGUAACCUCACAGUGAGGGAAACCACCAGAAGGCCCUCGGAGCUGGACCUAAGCACAUGGAGAUGCUUCUUCAGGUAUAUAGGGCCGAGGUACAAGAACUAACCCCCGGGAACCAUUGGUGGAGGCAGCAUAGUUCAGUGGGUAGAGCAUGUGUAUUGCAUGCAGAUUGUCCCAGGUUCAGCCCCUGCUGUCGCCAGUUAAAGGAAUCAGGGAGCAGGGGAUAGGAAAGACUCCUCUCCCUAUGCCAGCGGAGAGCUGCUGGUAGUCCAAGUAGACAAUGUCAGACCGACAGACAAAUACUUUGACUGGAAUUAUGCAGCUUCCCAGCUGAAGUUAAUGGUGUGGAGUCUUCUUUUCUAGUAGACAGCCUGCGCCAUAUGUUCUCACAUGUUGUUGGGCCAGACACUUUGUUGGCACGCUUCAAAACUGAGGGUUGAAAAAAGCAAAUCACUGUGCCACUGCCCUAUCGUUGCGAAUGGUUUCUGCAGUUUCACGAUUGGGGCAUGGAUGGAAAAUUAUAUUACAGUGGUACCUCAGGUUGCAUACGCUUCAGGUUACAGGCUCCGCUAACCCAGAAAUAGUGCUUCAGGUUAAGAACUUUGCUUCAGGAUAAGAACAGAAAUCGUGCUCCGGUGGCGCAGCAGCAGGAGGCCCAAUUAGCUAAAGUGGUGCUUCAGGUUAAGAAUAGUUUCAGGUUAAGAACGGACCUCCGGAACAAAAUAAGUACUUAACCCGAGGUACCACUGUAUAUUCACAGCGUUUUUAUCUGGCCAUCUCUCCCUUUUCCUCCUUCCUCUUUCUUUUUCACAACAAAACAGAGCAAGGAUAACUGAAAGAGCGUUUUGGGGUUUUUUUUUUGGUUUUCCCUUAAAGAAUUGGUUAAAAUAUAACUCAGAAGCUGGAAGUGCUUAUGUAAGUUUGUUUUUCUUUCCCUAGCUUCCCUUGAUAACGUGUAUGCAAACAUUGUUCACGUGGCAAUGAAAAGAUGUCCCACAUGCCUUUUGGACUACAGGCAUUCACUGAGCCAGCAAGCAUGUUGUGUCUUUUCCUAGGUCUUAGUUCAGGCUUUCGUAAUCUUUUCAGGGUCAGGCCUACAGAUGCUGUCUUCAGCGCUGCUUGUCCAACUGGCUGGAGUAAUCCACUUUGAACAAAAUAUUUAAUUUCUGCUUUAAUACAAGGUAGGUUUAGGUAGACAAUUGGGGGUUUGCCUCUCGCUCAUUCCUCCUCUGCCUCACAAAAUAAUAAUAAUAAUAAUAAUUAGCCUGCCAGAUUUCACAUAAAAAAGAAGUGAUAAUCAGAGCUUAAAAUUUUUUGUUAUACUGCCUCAACGUGACCGAGAAGCAGACAAAUGUGUCUGGUGUUUUAAAACGCGGUUGAUGCAACCUUUAGAAAAAGAACUGAUCAUCCCACUCCUUUUCAAAAGCAUCACAUUUGCCAUCUCUGAAAUCCGCUCUUCCACUGAGUACACGUGCACAGAAGAAAUAUCAUGCAGUGGGAGUUGUGGUUACCUAGAGACUGUCAGUAGCUCUGAUCUUUAUGAAGCUGUAUUGCAUUUUUAUGUUGGUUUAAAAUAAAAUAAAAUUGUACGCAUAUGGCUCAACCGUCAUCUGUUAAAGGUAGCUAGGAAUGUUACCACUGAUUUAAAUGGGAAAUAGAUUCCACACUCGAUGAAUCUGCUACAAUAAUUAGGUAAUGUUUCUAUGAAAAGUGAGAGUAGUAUAUCCCAAAGCCUUGACAUGACUUCAGUGCACCCCAGGUGAAUUUCUUUUAUCUUGCUCACAUAGAAGGUUAGCCAUUUCCUACUGUACUUCCCAUCCUGACUUAAGUGAUAUGCUGUUACUUCUGGACAGACAUGUGCCUUUGUGGAAGCAUUUGGCAGAUAGAGAACAUGUGUGAUAGCUGGCUUUCUAGUUUGCAGCUCCUGGGUAUAAACCUGCACUUCUACUCUUAACGUUUCCCUUUGUUUUGCGAUUAUAAGAUUGUAGCCAGCAUUUAGCAGAAUUUUUAGCAGUUGAGAAAUACUGCUGAAAAAACAUGGUUGUUUCUGGGACAGCAGAAGGUUAAUGUAGGGCAGACAGAAAUGGACUAUACAGAAUGAACUUAGAGAGCAGCUCUGGAAUGACUGUUCUCCUGUUAACAGCAGAGGCUGGAUGUGCAACAUAUAAUUAAAGGACUCCUGAUGAUGCUUUAACCACAAGUAAACACUACAGGUGAAGGAAAUGCAACUGGCCACCUGAUUAUAUAUUACUGAACUAUUUAUUCUUUUCUGGUUACAAAAGACAUUCCAUUAGAGGGGAAGCUUGGGACAGAAUAGGCCUUCCAGUCAGUGUACUGAUUGCCUCUUGGUCUCCCUGAUGGAGCUUGACAGAACAUUGCUGGAUAUGUCCCAGGUUGUGGAUAUGGGGAGACUUCUAUCUCCAUUUGAGACCUCCUUAACUGGUGAGUCUCAACAAACCCUGGAACCCCAUGACAAGUGUGGGCUUUGUCCCAAUAUACCGUAUUUUUCGCCCUAUAGGACGCACCGGCCCAUAGGACGCACCUAGAUGGGGGGGGAAAUAAAGGGGGGGGAAUUAUUUCCCCCCCAGGCGCGGGGCUGGGGAAGCCUGAGCUUCCCCCAACCCCAGCCCCCAGAACAGGCAGCUCUCCGCAAGCCGUGGGAGCCCAGCGCGAAGUCGCUUUGAAUUUUUGCCCUAUUCCAAGUGUUAUGAUGAUGUCACCUAUACUUUUAAUUAUUUCACUGUAAGCUGCAGUAAUGUUUUUUAUUUGCAUUCCUGCUAUAACAGACAACAUUCAUUUUUAGUUGCAUUUAGAUGUACCUUGCAGAUGCAUAAACUGGUAUAUUUUUUGCAACUCCCUUUUAUAACUCUGAAAAUUUGUAGUGGUGGUGAAGAUUAUUCAACACUGGCAAUAUUUUAGGGAUAAAUGCAGUACUUUUUUUUUUUAGGCUGAAUGCAGUAAAAAUGAAAUGUUAAAUUUACUUCACUCUGUUCUGCAUUAAUAAUUAGUAAUACCGUUCCCUGAAUAAGCCUUGCACCAGUUUUAUUGGUUCUUAAAUCUAGUUUUCUUCUUGCGCUGUAGUAAUGGGAAUUAAAUAGAGUUCUAUUUAAAGAUGCCCUUGAAAUGUUGUGAAAACAUUCCUUACUUAUUCUAGAAAGUCACAGUGCAAUCAUGAAUCCCAGUAUAUCCACUGUAUCCUCUACAUCAGUAAUAUUCUAUACACUGGAGCUAAUUCCAGUAAGAGAGAACAAAACUGCCAACCAAUUUGUUGUUGUUGUUGUUUAGUUGUGUCCGACUCUUUGUGACCCCAUGGACCAGAGCACGCCAGGCACUCCUGUCUUCCACUGCCUCCCGCAGUUUGGUCAAACUCAUGCUGGUAGCUUUGAGAACACUAUCCAGCCAUCUCGUCCUCUGUCAUCCCCUUCUCCUUGUGCCCUCAAUCUUUCCCAACCUCAGGGUCUUUUCCAGGGAGUCUUCUCUUCUCAUAAGGUGGCCAAAGUAUUGGAGUCUCAGCUUCAGGGUCUGUCCUUCCAGUGAGCACUCAGGGCUGAUUUCCUUAAGAAUGGAGAGGUUUGAUCUUCUUGCAGUCCAUGGGACUCUCAAGAGUCUCCUCCAGCACCAUAAUUCAAAAGCAUCAAUUCUUCGGCAAGCGAAGUCAAACUCACAAUAAUAGCUGCAUCGUUCUAUGAACAUGCAGAGGUCUUCCAGCACCUGUUAUGUGAUCCCUUUUAACUGGAGAUGCCAGGAAUUGAACUCCACAUGUAAAGCAGAUGCUAUCCUACUCAGCUACAAUCCCUCCUCAAAUAAACUGAAAUCUCUGUUCCAUUUUUACUUGGACUACUCCUUUUGCAGAACUAGAGUUUUAUCAUUGUUGGUUGGGGGAACCCCGUAAUUAGCAUGUAGAGAUGUGAUUUUUCUACUCGCCCGUCACCCUGCCCCUUACGAAACAACAACAACAACAACAACAAACCAAAAACUUUGCCCAGUUUCCCUCCUUGUGCUGUAAGGGCCCCAGCAGUCUCCUUUUGCUGCUUCCAGUGUGAUUAUUUUCUGCAAGCCUGGCAUUGCGCUCUGCCAGCAAAUGGGUUUAGGAGCAAUCCUGAACUACCCAGGGAAGAAUCUCUGGCACAGCAUUUUGUGAAACAGGCAGGAUGUCAGCGUGAUCUGUGCAGAAUAAAGUGAGGACAUACUUAAAUAGUUUCAUGAAUCGUAACAGCAUGAGUGUUCAAGCCCAUGGAAGCUCUGGCGUAUUAGCGUUUACUUUAUGUGUCUGGUUAAUGAAAACCUACCUCUUUGUUGCAAAUAGUUUUCCCCUGUAACUUUGACAGCAGUUGGUGGUCUGCACUCAUGAUUAUGGUUGAAAUCACCAAAAAGGAUGUUGUUCCAAUAUAAACCUCCCCACCCCCUCCACCCCAAAAAAGUUCUUCAAAAUAUACACAUAAGAAACAAGAGUGUUGCCACUUACUGAACUCAUUCUGCAGCACAGUGUAGUUUCCUAGUACCAUUUAUGCCUGGAUCCAAUCUCGUAUCAAACAACGUGGGCCACCUCCCAACCAUUUCUGUUUUGUGGGUGGGAUUCAGCUGCACACAUGCAGAUUCAAUGGAUUCGGCAGUCUUGUAUGACCAACACGCUUCCAAAAGCCAAAACCUUUCUUUAAGUAAGGAAAGUGAUAGGAAGAUACAUUGGAAAAUGUGGGAUAAGGGUUGAAAUGACACAACCUCAUACAACCUCCCUGCAAACAAAUCAGGAUGAAUGCUCGGACUGAAUUGUCUGGAAACAACCUUAAAUAUAUUUCAUAUGCCUCAUACAGCUUGUAUCCCAUUAUGGUGGCAUAAUGUUGAGAUCAGAUAACAAACUGUAUAUAUAAUUUAAUUGAGGCCAAAAUAAUGCAUGGCACGAAGUUGUGGGGAUCUUUUGUCCAAAAGGAGCUUUGAGAGGCUCUGCUUAACCUUUCCCCUGCCAGCUGUUCUUUCUGGUCAAAAUCUCCUCUCUCUAGUUCCACCCAGACAGGAAGAAAUAUAUGAACAUGUGUUUUUCCCCCCUGUAGUGAGAAAAAAAUGCCUAGGUGAGGGGCAUUGGGAGAAAGGGUUAAGCAGAUUCUCCCCCAUUUGUUCCCUCACUAAACCUAAGGCUUCUUUAAAGCUUGGGGGUGUGGGGGAAGAAAAUACAUUUAGGGAAAGACUGAUGUAACUGCAUAUUAUACACAGUCUCAGUCUGUUUUAAAACGCUUCCGUUGUGCUUGCACAAACAUGUUUUGAAUUGUGCUUAAAAAUAUCUUAAGUGCCCAUGUCUGUCACGUAGUUAGUCAUGGUAAAACACAUGUUCCUUGUAAGCUUUGGUAGACUGUGUGUGUGUUCCGUAGGUGAUGUUAAAGUACUUGUUGAAAACAUGCCACACCUUCCUUAAGAGCGAUCCUUGUUGAACCAGAAUGGUUAAGACUCCCCCAACAAGUUAGCCAAAUAUUUCUUUUCUGAUUCACCCUUCAUUGCUAUAAAUUUCACGGAGGAAAAAAGAGCCCCCCCCUUUUAAAGCAUAAACCUUAAGAGAUCCACUAGCAUAUGUAGAACAUAUGUAGAAACGCCUGCAAAACUGUGGUUCAGAGCAUUGGGGACAAUGCUGAUACAGAGUGUGGAAAGUUCAGCCUGAAAUCUUACACCGACCAGGGUGGUUAGUCCAGAUGUGAUCCUCCAGAUGGCCCUAGCCACCAUGGCCAGUGGGAUAAUGGGAUUUGUAGUCCAACAGCAUCUGUAGGGUCACUGGUUAGCUGCCCUUGCUGUACAUAUUUACCUGGCAGUAAGACCUCUUGAACUCAGUGGGACUUAGUACAAAUUUGAGUACAAAUGCAUAGGAUCGAACCAUCGGAGUAUUUUACAGAGUGUCUACCUGACUUGUUUGCUAUAAGGCAUGAGUACCUGCUAGAAGCAUAAAGGACUAGCAGGUGAUUCAAUAACUUGAUCAUCAAUGGUGUCAUUCACUCUUCCAUCUUCAUCUGUUCGUACCUGUUGUCUAGCUUUUCAUUAGGAACUGUAACGGUUUAGUCACAUGCCUACUUAAUUAGUUCCCUUUCAAAACAUCUUUGUUCACAAAACUUGAGUAUGGUUUCUAAGGACAGACUAAGAGAACUGAGCCCGUGGGAGGCAAAGAGGAGCUGUAGGCUUGAAAGUUCUAAGAGAGAUGUUAACCACAUGAGUGGAGUCUUGCUGAAGUAGGUUUAGAGACUUAGUUCUUGUUUUCACCGGUGACCUUCUAUUGCUUAAUUAAGGAAGCCAAUAAGUGUUUGAGUGUUUUUUCUCUAUCUUUGAAGGGAAGCAGAGGGGCAGGAUACUGUUCACACAAAUGGAGCAAAGCUUCCUGGUUUUAUAUUGAGGUCACUGCCAGACAAGCUUUGGUACAAGGUUUGUGGGGAGGUUAUAUGAUAUUGGCUGCUUAUUGAGCAUCCUAAUUUGUUUGCAAGGAAGGCUAUAUAACAUCGAACCAAGCAGUUGCUGUUCCAAACUUUCCAGUUGAUUUUGAUGCUGAUUUUUUAAUAGAUAUAAAGAAAACAUUUAUCAAAAGAAUCUCCUCCUAAAUAUAUAUGCAUUGGGAAUUUAAAUUAUAUAAUUCAGAAAUAAUAAUGUAUGAAAAACAAUAGUAGACUGAUGGCCUCAAUCUGGAUGAAGGGUCAAUAAUCAUUUUAAUGAUUUUAAAAAAAAAAUACCGUUGCUUCUAAGCCUUCUUGUUUCUGCAGAGGAAGAGUUUGGUCUUCAGGAAUUGUGAACCAUGAGCUAAUAUUACCAAUUAGUAAGCUUGCCAGCUACUAGAAACUUAAGCCCAAGGGUCAUAGUGAAAUGGCAUGCCAAAGUGUUCUCAUGUUUUAUAAUCCUUACGGAACCUGAUGUCACACUGAUCUCGAACUUGCCACAUAUACCCCUUUUGAAAGCUGCCUGGCGAUUAGCUAGGUAGCUCUAAAAAUACAAUGCUUUAUAUAUGCAGCCUUUUAGCAGAGAUGUGUGUCUCAACCAUCAUAUUCUUAAAAAGGAACGAAUGCUAUUAUAAACAAGAGAGAGAGGAACUGAUUGUAGGAACCGAUUAUGUUUUGAUUGUGCCUGUGUAAAACUAGCAAGAUUUAAUAAUGAUAGACAAAAGUUUCCCUUACAUUUUCUCAUCUGCUGCUUAUUUUUCAGCUUCCUGUAAAUGUUCGUUAAUAGCACAGCGGGCAGAACUUUGUACAGCUAUGAAGAAUUAUCAACAAGCUCUUUAUGAUGCAGAGGCACUCUGCCGAAAUAAACCCCAUUGGCCUAAGGUACAAGGUUCAUAAGCUGCUAUGGGGGAGGUGGCUAACGUUUUUGUUUGCCUGUGGGUAGCAAAUAUGAAAUAACGAAAUGCAUGUAAGAAACCGUACUGUUUCCCACAAUUUUUUUGAAACUGAGAUACAUUGAGGUUUUUCUGUGUGUUAUGUUCACACAGGGUCAUUAUGUGAAAGCACAAGCUCUUUCUGGAUUAGGAAGGAUUGAAGAAGCAUUGAAGGAAUUUCUUUAUUGUGUUGCCUUAAAUCCUGAGUGGAGCUCAAUGAAAAUGGAAGCUCAGAAGGUAGGAUAACUGUACCAACUUUGCAUGUGGUCAGUGCAGGGAAUAAUAUAUGCACGGUGUGCGUUUUGUGUUUUGCUAAAGGCUUCUGAUGCACAGUUCUGCUGUUAACAGUGAGAUUGUGUGUUAGUCAUGGGUGUGGUUCUCACUGCCAUGUUAAUCAGCUCAUGAUAAUUAGCAGAGGGAUUUAUAGCUUGAGUAGCUUGAUCAUUCCAAUGAAACAAUAGCCACUGUUGCUUGUGGAUUUGCCUGCUGGUUAAAAUAAUCACGAAGACCGUGGUCUGCAGCUAAUAGCCUUUGAAACCGUAUCUAACCUGUGGAUGUCCUCCAACUAGCUUACCAACCAGUGAAGGUCUCACAUAGGCCACUACAGCUGCAGCUUUGCAGCUGAUCUCUAUACCCCCCCAUAUCCUAUAGUUCCUUCAUUUCUAGUGUAUUAUACUGUUCUGCCAAAGACCUCUAAUCAUUCACUUUACCAGAUAAAACUAUGUGCAGCCUGAUUAGCACUGGCAUUGGGCACAGCACCAGCACUGCUAACCAGAAGUUAUUUGCAAGCUGGGUUUCUUACCCAGGAGAUUCCAGCUAAACAUCAGGAAAAACUUUCUGACAGUAAGAGCUGCUCGACUGUGGAAACGUCUCCCUCGAAAGGUUGUGCACUCUCCUUCCGUGGAGGUUUUUAAAGCAGAGUUUGGAUGGCCAUCUCUCAGGGAUGCUUUAACUGAGAUUCCUGCAUUGCAGAGGAUUGGGGUUCCUUCCAGCUCUACAAAUUCCGUGAUUCUAUUAAAGUCCUGAGAAUAGGGUGAGAUUGUUUCACCCCCAAGAUCUCUCUAGCCCGAGUAACUGCAACAGCAUUUCAAAACUUGUUUCUUUUCCCCCUCUUUUUUCCUUUGUUUAGAUAAUGUGUGAGAUGUUUUUCCCAGCAUUUGAAAACGUGCACGAUAAUCUAACAACACCUUUUUGUAAUCGGACCUCGUAUACAAGGUUGAAACCUGUGUUUCUAAGUAGCAUAAACACACAGUCUUCUGGAGAAGAUGGGUCAACUGCAGAGACCUCAAAGGUAAGGCUUACAGCACGUAUGCUUCAAAAAUAAAAGUUGGGGAUCAGAAUAUCACCUCCCUAUCUGACUCUUUAUUUAGUGAGGUUUAGAAUACACCGGCAAAGUGAUUACACCAGCACUUUGGAGCAUAGUGUACAGAAGUUUCUCAGCUUUGGUCCUAGAUCAGCAAAGUCAGUAACAUGGUAGCUCACAAAGGAAGUGUUUUGCUAAUGGGAAGAGAACUAAGUGAAAGAAAUUGCCCACGAAAAGCUGAAACUGUAAAGUUUUGCAAAUUUGAGAAGUCCCAUUUAAAGCAUACUGGGGAGACUUGCAGUCUUGAGAUACAAGCCAGAGCUUGUUUGUUCCAGUAAUUAUGCAAAUAGAGCCCUGCAUGAGCCACUGUUCCACUGACUUGGAUAAUUAUCCACUUAGUCCAUUUUUAUGUAACUGGGGUAGGAGAUGAUUUAUAAGCAGCAGUUGUAAAGGUCAUGCAACAGCGGUCUGUGAAACUGUUCCUGAAUUGAAGAUGCUAUUGUUGUAUCUUUUUCAGGAGGCCACCUUGAAGCUGACUAAAAACCUGUCCCAAGAGACUGAUGCAUAUCGAAGUACAGAGUCUUCUGUUUCUCAUCAUAUACUGGACUUCUCUUUUGAAGACAACAAAAAAACUUUGGGAACGGUCCUCUCCAGUCUGCCUGGCGCAAGCUUAAAAAGAAAGUUUUCUAGUGAUGGGGAUUUACAGAGCUUGGGCGUCCCUAUCAAAAUUCCUAGAAAAGGUGUGUUUUUUGAAUGAGGAUCUCUCCUUUUCCUUGCUUUGUAAGGAAAUUCGUGCUACUCUGCUUCUGUGGUUGGUAGGUUAUUUUUCAUUAAGAGCACCUGGACAAGUUCUGCCAUGAGUAGUGUAAGUUAAAAAGUUAAAAGUUUGUAAUAUAUACACUGUUUAAUGUAAUAAGAGAAUGCUCUUGCUGUAGAAAAAGGGUCACUAACCAUGUUUUGGCAUCAGCGGGCAAGUUUUGAAUUUUGAGAAAAUGCUGUGGGCAUCAUUCACACCUGUGCCAUGAAGAUGUGGCACAAUGGCACAUAGCUGCUGUGGGGGUGUGGCAUAAUUAAAGAGAGUACAAUAAUUUGCUUCUCUGCCCCUUCCUGCCCCAGACAAUUUCUGGAAGUCAUCCAUGUCCUACUGAGCCUGUUUCCGAAAAUCUCACGAUAUUGAUUUUUCUCUCGUGCGCACAUGCAAGGAUACUGUUGUUGUCAAAUAAAAGGGAACAUUCUCCAGAACCAUAAGAAACGCGGCAGGUGGCCAUAACACACACCCCUCUCUCAUGCACAUGUACACAAUUGCUGCCCACAUACAGGUCAUGGAUACAUGCCUCUCUGUUUCACACACACACACACACACACACACACACACACACCUCUCUCACACACAACACGUGUUCAUCUCUCCCUCUCUCACACUCGGGUAUCUACAGGAAUUUUUCUCAACUUAGAGUGUGGCUCAAAGCGAAACACUGAAUAGGGGAGAGCUGGCUAAUUUUUCACAGAAAACUGAGAACAGUGGUGUUGCUACACCUCAUCUCAUAUAUCAGGGUCUUAAAAUAGUAGAAGGUGUUUGUUUUUUUAAAGAAUUUGGGGAAUUGGGGCAUUAUACACAGGCACCAGGUUGGCAACGUCUGUGGGAUGACAUGAUGUGUCACAGCAGGAAUAGGCAAACUCGGCCCUCCAGAUGUUUUGAGACUACAGUUCCCAUCAUCCCUGACCACUGGUCCUGUUAGCUAGGGAUGAUGGGAGUUGUAGUCCCAAAACAUCUGGAGGGCUGAGUUUACCUAUGCCUGUGUCACAGCUUUUGAAUUUAAUUUGAUACUUGGUGAUAAAUUUGUAGGAUUCUUUAUUUUUUUAAAAAAAAAACUUUAUUAGUUGAAAUAGUAUUUUAAUUCAUUGUCCUUUCACCCUAAGGGCCCCAAGGGCAGCUUAUAACAAUUACAGCACAAUGUUGAAAACAAUUUUAAGACAAAGCCCAAUCACAUAAAUAAGGUCGGUUGUAAAAUUAUGCAUCUUGGAAGCCAGGGUAAAGAGUGUGUCAUCGGCAUUUGCUGAAAUUUGUUUAAAGAAAAUGCCAGAUACAACUCUUUGGAGGGAGAGUUUCACUCCUAACCACCAAGGUCAUAUACAAUAAACAAUAAAGUGGGCAACAUGUGAAAUUAUACAGCCAGACCUGUGUUCCUUCUCUGGAGAGCAGUUUUGAUGCAACUCCCAGUUUACAGUAUUGUUCUUUUGCAGCAAAAACGACGAACUUGUGGCAUAUUAAAGAUGAACACAUUAGUUGUAACAUAAGCUUUCAUGGACUGGAAUUUACUUCAUCUGAUUCAACAAGUUACCCAACUUCAUUGGCUUUGUUCUGCAGCAGCUUUCAUUUGCUUUUGAUGUUUUUCAGUAAUUUCAGAUGUGAAAAAUUAAUUCAUUAUCUGUUCCUCCGGAGCUGGAGAUAGCAAUUCCAAAUGAUGUAAACGCAUUAUUUUUCUGAUAGGAAAAUGGGUGCCUUACGCUGCGCUCUUUCCAAUAUCUACUUGAGCUUGCCCUUCUCUAUAAUACUCUAAAUUCAGUAUUCCAGCAAACUCUUUGUGAAUUGUUGGUUUAGUUAGUGAAAAAGCUCUUAAUGUAGGAUGACCUUGAACAAUUAAAAUUAAUAAUAGGGCCCUUCAGUAAACCUUGCUGAUUUUCAAUGUGUGUGUGUUCUCUCUCUCUCUUUUUUAAGAUGGAGAUGCUUCUUGCGAAAAUCCCAACUCUCUUCCCUUAACAGCGAUACCCGCAAGCCUUGUGGAUGCAUCUGAUUUUGAGUGUUCCCUUUGCAUGAGGUAUUAGCAAGAAAUGGGCUAAAUGUUGUUUGGAAAAUAUUGUGUGGCAUUUUAAAGGCGGAGGAAAGAGGGAAAGAUCCUGACUUAUGUACACUAAGCUAUUUAAUUCAUAUCUAUCAAUCUAUCUACCCACGGAGGUGAGGAACUACUCAUCAGCUGGAGGGCUGGAUCUGAAAGUGGUCAACUUUCAGGCCACAUUGACAGGAUGGCCGACCUGCCAGUCACCCAAUGCCAUAAAAGACCCAGAGCUCCUGAGUGCAUCCUAUACCCACUGAAAGCAGCAUGACGGUGUAAGGUGCCAAAUUCAAGCAGUGCCAAAGAUAAAGGAUCCGUCUGGAGUGUGCUGCAGGUUCUCCUGUUGCGACAGGGGAUUUACCUUUGGGUGCUGCUCGUAUCUGGCACCUUGCCCUGCUGUGCUAAUUUUGGCAGGGAUCAGGUAUGCUUGGAAGUGACCCGGAACUCCUGAGUGUAUUCAGUCGCUGCCGAAAGCAGCACAACAAGGUGCGGUGCCAAAGGAACGUCCUAUGAAAUCGGGCGACAGGCAGGUGGGUGUGGCUCGGCUGAAAGGGCCUUGCAGGCACCUCUGCAAUUAUAAGCGAACAAGGGAGGUGUUCCUAGUGAGUUCUGGCACCUCUUUUUCUAGAAAAAUAGCACUGGUCCUCCAGAUGUUUCUUGACUCUCAGCUCCCCAUCAGCCCUAGCCAGCCGUGCCAGUGGUCAUGGAAGUUAGGUGUUGCAGUACAAAAACUUCAGGAGGGCAUCACAUUGAUUUCCUGUGGAAUAUGUGCUCUAUAGCUAUGCUCAAACUCUUUUUUAAAAACCGAGCUCUCAGUCAUAUAGCUUACGAAAUUACUUGCCUCGACAAAAGUUGUACAGUUGAAUGUACCAGAGAGUGAGUUACUGCCACUGACAUUUUGGGAGCAGCAGCAUUCAAAAUUCAUCAGGCGCCAGGUGCGCUUUGCACCUGCCCAUUGGCCACUUGCGACCAAGUGAAGAUGCCCAGGUGCCAGGAUGGCGCCUGACGUCUCCACCAUCUGGAGGUGCAUGCCUGGGGGUCCUUGGAUCUUGACUGUUUUCACACACUAAUACCACAUCCUGUAGAAUUCUAUCCAUUAUAUUUUAUCUGCAAAGUCAGAAUGAAUUUCAGGAACCCAAAAGUCGUAUUGAAAAAUACGACUUUUGAGCCGUCUGGCCCAAAAUAGCAACUAGAAUUUCUGUUUUGGCACCUGCAACCCUGGUUUAAGGAGCAAUUUGGCGUCUACCUUAUAUAUCUGAAUAUCUUAACACUGGGGAGCUGUUAUUUGUACCUCAUGAAAUCACAUAUGCCUUUAUUAAUGCAUGUGAAAAAUAUGGAGUUGUGCUUUGAACGGAAGUGUGGAGUAACCAGUUGUUUUUUCAAUGCUCACGAUCGUUCAGGUUAUUCUACGAACCUGUUGCUACUCCCUGUGGACAUACCUUCUGCCUCAAAUGCCUUGAACGUUGCCUGGACCAUAAUCCAUACUGUCCGCUUUGUAAGGAAAAGCUGUCUGAAGUAAGUAUUCCACUAUCUCCCAUGGGCUGCUUAAAUGGAAGCCUCUUGGUUGGGUAAUACUUACUGUUAGCAAAUCAGGCGUGGGGCUUGCAAAAUAAGGAAUUGGUGAUGCAGAAGUAGGUGUGUUCCAGUGAUAAAGGCCCUCAGGGUAUGCCGGAAAACUUUUGGGUGUGGGUGAAAUACCCUCCACUCAAAAUUGCAGCAGGACACAAGGCUAGGCAUGCUCAAGAGUUGCACAGCUCAGCUCAGUUUUAUUUAUAUUUAUUUUAUAUAUUUAUAUCCUUCUUUUCCCCCCAAGUUUGGGAAUCAAGGUGGCUCGCAACGUUUUUAAAGCAUCAUUAUAAAAUGCAAAGUAAUGCAAAGAGUGUGGGACUCUUAAUCUCCGGGUGGUGGGUUUGAGCUCCAUGUUUUGCAAAACAUUCCUGCAUUGCAACGGGUUGGACUAGAUGAUCCUUGAGGUCCCUUCCAACUCUAUAAAGUUGUGUGGUUCUAAACAUCUGUGAAUAGAAGUUAGGCUGAAAAGAAGCAAGGUGUUUCUUAUGUGGUACCCUUCAGCCUAAGCUCCCAGAGCGGGUUUGGAGGCCAAAGGAGAUCGAGCUGUAUGCUUUCCCCCCAAAGUUAUUGCAGGCUCCGGAAGGCUUUCCUCUUGGGGGAACAACGAGGUUUUUCAUUUGGUAUGAGGGCAAAGGGAAGGCAGGAAUCUCAUGUACACAGUCUUUAGUCCAGACACCGCUGAAGGGAUUGGGCUAUUGUGGACCUCCUGAGACUUGGAUCCACACACCCAACUCAAGAGAAGGUGUCAAAUAUUUCUGGAACUGGCCUCAUGAACACUGAGCCCGCAGGGACCUGCCACAGUCCUGCUAUGUCUGAGCUGGACUCUUCCUGGCUCCAGCUGUUGCCCACAGAGCCAGGAAACCUGGGGGAGGCAUUAGUAGAGGAGCAAAACAACAACAACCCUCUUUUGGCAGGCUCCCUACCUGUUAAUGUGAACCUCAUUUUAUAGCUGGGCAUCUCAAAGAAGCUUCGCUAGCAAGUUAUGAAUAUACUCUACAGCAGUAGUUAAACAUGAAUUAUUUCCUCCAAGGUCGUUUUUGACUACAAAAAAAAAAGGAACGUAAUUGGAAAUUUCUUUGCAGUACGGCUUUACCACAAUAAUAGAAUGGGUCCUAUUCUUUAUUUCUUUUUACAACAUCUUCUGCAGAUGCAGUAAUGAGUGCCCCCCCUUCUACUGUUUUGCUAUCCCAGGUAUCUGUCCUGGCUGUUGAAAACCAGGGUUAACCCUUCACUGCACUAUACAGGAUUGUGCCAUCUUUGGGUAUUUUGCACACACUUUUUCUUCUUUUCUUCAGACUUUAAAGCAAGGAUGGCAGAGCCUGGGACCUACAGAUGAUGUUGGAAGUCAGACUCCUGUCAGCAUAUCUAAUGAUAAGGGAUGGUAGGAGUUGCCAUCCAACAACAUCUGCAGGGCCCCCCCCCCAAACCAAUGCUUUUAAAGUAUGGAAAGGUUUGGCUAACCACACUAACUUCAUCACUAGAUUCUGCUCCUAAGCCAGCUUUGUUACUGAGUUCUUGAAUGCUUUCAUUUUUAGUUUUUGGCCGGCCGAACUUACAAGAAGACCAUCCUUACUGAAGAAUUAAUAGUUCGUUACUUGCCAGAAGAGUUGUCUGAAAGGAAGAAAGUUUACGAAGAAGAAAUGAAGGAACUGUCAAAGUAAGCAGCCUUCCUACAAAAGAGAGGAGGGCAGGGGUGAAGGAAACAAGCCUGCUAUGAUGUGUGCCUUGCUCACGAUUGUUCUGGGCUCAUGAUUUAUUUCCUUCAAACGCACCACAAGCAGUAGGCCAAGAACAAACAUGGCGUGCAGGCCUGCUCCAGUUGAUUUUAAAACUGUGGAUUAAUGUUGCAUGUGGGUGUGUCUCUGAUAGAAGGAAGGCCUAGGAAAUGGGAAAUAAUAAUGUCAACACAGCCAAGCUUAUUUCAUGGCAGGUUUCAGAAAAUAGCUUUUGGCUGCAUGUGCUGAUUUAAUACGACUCUUCGUUCUCUUACAGCCUGAAUAAAGAUGUCCCCAUCUUCGUGUGCACCAUGGCAUUCCCUACCAUUCCUUGCCCUCUUCACAUCUUUGAACCCCGCUAUCGGUUAAUGAUAAGAAGAUGUAUGGAUACUGGCACCAAGCAGUUUGGCAUGUGCUUAGCUGAUGAACUGAAAGGGUAAGCAAAGGAUUUGGAAGCAGACUUGAAAAUAUUAAAUUCCCGAAAGAGAUGCUGGUGUUAUGGAGUGUGUGUGUCUGAACCCACCUGUGUGUCCAGCGCUCAGGUGUAUUCAUACACACACUGCCAAGAACUUUUAAGGAUCUAUGGCUAGAGUUACGAUGUGUGUUUGUUAUGAAUAUGUGUUUAUCCGUAACCAUGUGCCGACAAGAAGUUCUCACCCAAAAGGAAUAAAGAAAGAUUGUUUUAUUACAUGUGUUGAAAGUGACUUGUGUGUAUUACGUGCUGACUCAGAUGACAAAACGACAAUUCAAGCAGGCGGCAAAUCCUGCAGCACAUACGCACCUUGAUCUAAAGAGUUAAAGAACUCCUAACUGUUCCCCCUCAAUAAUCUCAUGGGGAGUUGCAAAGUGCUAAGAAAAUCCAGCCAUCUGAACGUAGUCCCUGCAUUCUUCUAACACCAAUGUGUUCACCAGUCUUUCAUCAGUCACAGAAUAGGCAACCUAGUUCCACAUGCGUUGCAUCUCUCUGAUCACGUAUAUGCACAAUUUCUGCAAGAACCUUUUACAGCUUGAUUCUAGACAUGCUUAUGCAUGGAAUUGAUGAUUCCAUAUUGAAUCAAUGAGACACAUUCCUUAAGUACGCUUAGAAUUUUUAGGUAUACUUAAUACACAGGACUAAUAUGGCUCUCUUUGUCCCUUCAGGUUUGCUGAUUACGGCUGCAUGUUAGAGAUCAGGGAUGUGAAGUUUUUCCCUGACGGACGUUCAGUUGUUGACACAGUUGGUGUCCGGCGUUUCAGGGUCUUGAGCCAUGGUCAGAGAGACGGGUAUAAUACUGCAAACAUUGAAUACAUGGAAGAUAAAAAGGUAACUUGUAUAGUUUUGUGAGGCUUUUUUCUACACUUGCCUUCCAAGUAUGCAUCCUUUUAUGUAAUUAACUACAAAAUAAAUUAUGUUGGUUUUUGGGUGUCCCCCCCCCAUUAGACAACCCUAUCCCAACCUCUUAAUACUAAACUCUCUUCAUCCCUUGCCAUUUUCUCCUCCUCUACCAACCAUAGAACCUUCUUUCCCCAGUAGCUUAAGCCGUUUCCUUCCUCUCGCCUGCUCUGCAUAUUGGUCCACUAACAUUAGGAAAUUUAAUAUUUGAUUACUUUGAAUCGAAACACUAUGCUCAACAAGUUUUGAAGAGACAGCAUCAUACCAAGCUUCACAAUGACUGGAAGCAUUUUCCUGGAGAUGUUUAUAACUUUAUUUGUAGCAUUCCUAGUUGUACAUGCCUUGCACAGCCUGAAAAAUAUAUUGAGUGAGAAAACAUGAGUUUAUAGCAGCAGCAGUUUGGGGAAACAAGCAACAUGAGAAAUUGGAAUUUCACUAAAAUUGGUGGUUAUAGGUGCUGCUAGGAGUAUUUAGUGGACAAAUGUAAGACUGGCAUAUAUAAUCUGCCUGUAAUUUGUAUCAUGCCUCUUAAAUAGUGGUGCUCUGCUUUAGAUUGAUGAUAAGGCAUUAGAAAGCUCUAUAUUGGAUCACGCAUUGCUCAAGCAUGCUUUGGUCACUGGUGCUUAAUCCUGUUAAUUUCUGCAACUGGUUUCUCCAGCAGCGCAGCGUAAAGUUGUUCUCAGAUGGAAGGAACAGAUGAAGGCAAAGAGAAUAGGAUAUCAUUCUGAUCUUGAAGGUUAAAAUAACUUGAGCUACUGUGUUGAGUUUUGGGCAGAAUACUAGAAAUAGAUCUUUUAUUACAUGCAGAGCAAGAGUUGGCAGCAGAAAAAAAUCAUUUGUUCAAAUAUACUCAAAUUACAACUUGUCUCGUAAGGGUCUUUUACAAGUAUAUUUGCCUAAUAUCCACUCUGCAAAGAGACUUAACUCACAUCCUCCACAUCAGUCAUGGACAUCGGGGAGAAUACAGAUGACUGUUUAGCAAGUGGCUUCUCAAACAGCGUGCAUAUAUAUAAUCAUUCGCUGUUGAUUGCCAUCUUUCCAUCCUUCAAAAGGAGGAUUGGAAGUUUACCAGACCUGAGGUUACUAAUCUGCAACACGAUUGUGUAAAUAAUUGAAAGCACAUACACACAUUAUUCACUGUAUCAGAAGGACACUAAUGCAGCGCUAAACCAUGAGAAUACCAGGCUUUGGAAAUGCUUGAGGCGACAAGGUGUUGGUCCCUCCCAGAAUCUGGUAGAAUUCCACUUUUUAGUUCGCACGUUCCGCUACCUCAAAAUAUGGCAGAACUUUCUUUUGUAUCAAGGGCGCCAUUUUGAUUCCCAUGCGAAUGUCUGGACAAAAGCUUCGCCAUAAAACAGUGGCUCGAGAAGUUUCCACGUGAAGCAAAUGUGUGUAAAAUUGUACGCUUGUGCUUCAUGCACUUUGUUGAACUCUCUGCUCGUCACUUUCCAUCCUUCCCCUAAGAAGGUUGUCUUUGUGGAUGACUGUCCCUUUUAAAUACAGUGAAAUCCUCUUAAUGCGGAAGCCACAUUGAGUCAAGGAGGUUUGAUCUGCCUUAAGAAUAGCACCCAAAUGCAUGAAGGCUAUGGGAGGGCUCGCUGCUGUCAGACCCAUUGCGCUGUUGGAAGCAGUCACUGAGUUUAAGGCUCUAUGAGGGGAGAUAGCAAGUUAGGCCCUUCUGCUCAGUGGUAGAGAUGGAAGUUUUGACUUUUUAGGUGGCUGCCACAAGUUUCCAGUACAAAGAAAUUGCUUCCCCAUGCUAGCAGGCCUUGGGGAAUACAGUCAUACCUCGUGUUGCAUUAGGUUCAUGUUGCGUCUUUUCGGCUUGUGAACGCGGCAAACCCAGAAGUGUAUACUUCUGGGUUUUGCCGCGCGUGUGUGCACAGAAGCGUUCUGCGUGCUUCGCACAUGCGCAGAAGCGGUGCUCCAGUUACAGGCUUUUCGGGGUGCGAACGGCACCCCGGAACAGAUCGAGUCCGUAACUAGAGGUACCACUGUAAUGUUCUUCCUUGAAUAAUUGUGGAGGAGCCACUCAUUUCAGUCAGAAAGCUUCUUCUGUAUGACUGCUUCUAUAAGGUGUGGGUGUCAUGCUUCCGUUACGAUGGUUUUUGAAUUAUAUUUAGUUUAUUGUAUUGUGCUGCGUGGUUUGCUGUUAAUCUAUUUUUUUUGGGGGGGGGUUGCAGAUGCUUGUUUUAUUGCAUUGAUUUUAAUCAUCUGAUUUGGAAUAUUUUUUACUGUUAUUGUUGAAGUAUGGUGGGGCUUAUUUUUUUACAGUUGUUUUUAAUGUUUCAUUCAUUUUGGAAAAAAAUAUACCGUAUUUUUCGCCCUAUAGGACGCACCGGCCCAUAGGACGCACUUAUUUGGGGGGGGGGGGAAUAAAGGGGAAAAAAUUAUUUUUCCCCCCCCCGAGCCCCAAAGAGCAAAGAAGCCAUGACAGCGAGCGGGAUGGAUCCCGCUCACUGUCCUGGCUUCGUUUUUAGCCUCGGGGCUGGGGGUCCAGGAGAGAAGGCGAGGUUGCGCAACCUCGCCAUCGCUCCCGGAGCUUGCUUGCGGGGCUGGGGGCGGGGGAAGCCCAAGCUUCCCCCAUCCCCAGCCCCCAGAAUGGGUCCGGGAGCGAUAGCAAGGUUUUGCAACCUCGCCAUCGCUCCCGGAGCUUGCUUGCGUCGCUGGGGGCGGGGGAAGCCCGAGCUUCCUCCGUCCCCAGCCCCCAGAACAGGCUGUUGCCCGCAAGCCUUGCGAGCCUGGGGGGAACUCCCCCCGGGCGUGCAAGGCUUGCGGACACCUGCACGAAGCACGGGGCGUCCUCCGUGCUUCGGGCUCAGGCUGCCGCCCACAAGCCUUGCGAGCCCGCGGGAACUCCCGCCGGGCUCGCAAGGCUUGCAGAUAGCUUCCUGAAGCCUGGAGAGGGAGAGGGGUCGGUGCGCACCGACGCCUCUCGCUCUCCAGGCUUCAGCAAAAGCCUGCGUUCGCCCCAUAGGACGCACACACAUUUCCCCUUCAUUUUUGAAGGGGAAAAAGUGCGUCCUAUAGGGCGAAAAAUACGGUAUACCCUUAAUGAAAAAUCUACACACAUCAAUUAAUAUAAGGUGAUCAAUAAUACACAGAUAAAAACCAACAUUUUAAAAACAUGCAUACAUAAUAGUGAUCUGUGUCUGGAUAGGUUUGCUGAAUUAAAAGUUUUAGCUGGCUUCUCAAAAAGUAUAGAAAGAGUUCCUGUCUAACGUUUAAGAUAUACAUAUAUAUUUAUAACCUAUGUUUUAAAUUGUUUUUAAAAACAAUUUAUAUUGGUCUUUAAACAAAUACAAUUAGCGUUAAACACAUAUCCAGUGGUACAUCUGAUGGUGUUCGCUUUAUCCAUUGUCUCUAGACAUACAUUUACACAUUCAACAUUCAGACGAAAAGUUCUCUAAAACAGUUAGUAUAAAAAACCCCAAAUGAGAUGAACACCUUUACCACCCAAAGGAUCUCUGUUUUGCUUUUGAAGGAGAAAGUUUGUGGCCCUUGUGAUUGCAAAGCAAGUGUUGGUGGGUUUUUUACACAAACUUAUUGCAGUUUCUGCCACACGCUUAGGGGACAGAAUGGGUCUGAGUAGAGCUUUCAGGGAGUACACCUUCUCUAGGCUACACUGUCCUCUGUCCCAGUGCCCAUUUUAGCGCAAAAAUCAAGUUACUGUGCCCCAAGUCAUUUUGAAAGUGGCUUAAAUGUUUAGGCGGCACUUUAAGGCCUUAACCACACUUACCCUUUGCUCCGUUUUUUCCAGGUACAGGUCCACACUUUCCUGGUCUGUGUCCAAGUGCUCUCCCCCCCCACCCCGAUCUUUACCAGUUAAAACCCACUCUUUAAAGCUGAAUUGGAGCAAAUGGCUAUUCAGAUUUCCCCUGGGUUGCCUUUGGCUCCAAUUCAGCUUUAAAGAGUGGGGUUUUGCGGGGGAAGUUCUGAAGCCAAAAAAGGGGGGGCACUCGGACACAGAGCUUUAAAGCACGGACCGUGCCCCGGAAAGUAAGUGUAGAUAAACCCUAAUUCAUAUUAUCUGCCUUGUUUUUGUUACACUGCAAAUGAGAGAAACGUGACUUUGAAUCCCUUUUUGCACAUUGUGUAGGUUGAAGGGGCAGAGUAUGAAGAACUUGUCCGCCUUCAUGAUUCAGUCUAUGAUCAAGCUGUCGCCUGGUUUACUUCUCUUAAAGACAACAUGAAAGCGCAAAUUCUGAACCACUUUGGGUCCAUGCCAGGGAAGGAGCCUGAGCCACAGGUAAGUGCUAUACAUACCUCAAGUCUCCAUUUGAAGAGAUGUUUGUGGGUCAGAACGUCUAAGAGCACGGAGUAGGGGAUACUUUCCAUCGACUUUUGCAGGGGGGUGGACCAUAAGUUCCCUUCACCCUUCCUCUGAAAGGGUGGGGAAAUUCCUGGAGACCAAUCCUGCAGACCAAAGCUUGCUGCUUGAAAGUGUGGAGCAGCAGGGCCCAGGAAAUGUGCAGUAUAGGGAUAGGGUCCAUGCAAACCACAUCCCUAGGCCCCAACAAAGGAGUAUAAACCUAAUAGACAUCCAGUGAUGAUACUGCAGUGUGAGUAGAACAAAAUAUGCUAUUUUACACCGACACAUACACACCCCGUCCCUAGAACAACAGCAGAAUUCUCAGAGCUGAAAUUUGUAAGAAGUUCAAUUUACUAAAUUGAGAAAGGGUCAAAGAUAGGAGCGUGCAGAGUACGUUUUUCACCAGGGGCUAAGUAUGCAUUAUAUGCAAAUGUGUAUUAGAACCAACCUCCUUUCUUUAAAAAAGAAUUUUGAGAAGAAGAAAUUUGGAAUGUAGAGACAGCAGGGGGAGUGCUUAACCCCCACCGCCCACCUCUUGCCGCUGCCAAAUUGCUCCCUGGCUGUUUUUCCCUCUACAAGGUUCCAGCACACAUUUAUGAGGCAGUUACGAUGAGAAAACCUGCUACUUCUCUCUGCUCCAAAUACCUCCUCCCAAAACUGUUUUUCUGCCAAAAAAAAAAAGAUAUAUUAGAGGGGGAAGGGCUCUAAUUCAUGCUGUUGUUCAAGUUGGGGGAAGUGUUACAGGUAAUCCACCGUUAGAUUUUUCAAAAGAAAGAGAGAGAGAGAGAGACACUGUCCUUCUGCCCUAAAAAUACAUAUAUUGGUAGCUAGUUGCUAUACUAAACUGUGGUCUAUGCUCACUUGCUUCUGGGAGUAAAACAACAACCACCACCUUUAAAAACAUCUAGUUAAAUUGCUGCCACCAAUAAAUCUUGCACGUUUGGAUUACCACCCCAGGGAGAAUCCAUUAAGAUGUUAAAUCCUCAUUUGUGUCAUAAUUACAUUUGGACUUGCUCACAUAGACUGAUAACUCAUUUUAACAGACAGACAUCGGGGCAAAUUUUGUACGGGCUUCAGUUUAGCUUUGUUUCCUUGGUCUGUUUUUGUGCAUUAGCCUUUUCUGAGAUUAUAAACCAAUCAUUUUGUGCUAGUACAGGGUGAAAGUACAGCCUUAUCAGUAACACGGGGCUGUUCUAUCGAAACAGUUACAGAGAUCUUCCUUUGACAAUUGCACUUGAGAGACCACAUAGUGAGUGGUUGGUGUGUGUGUGGAAAACACUCUCUGGAAAUUUUAGAAAGGAGCAAAUCUGCAUGAAUGAUCAGUGUUGUUCCUAGUUCAGCUUUUAGCGCUCAAAACUGCUUAAAGCCAGAAUGGAAAAAGCAAUUCUCAUUAAAGGAAAAAUCUCCACCCAUGUUAUUCUUCCUAUUUCAUCAACAAAGAUUGUGGGAUGGCCUCAAGAUGUCCAUUCCUAUAAUGCCAACUGUAUGAUUUCACAUGGGCUUACAACCUAAACAUGGUAGUGGAUGACUUAGAUGUAUAUUCAAUCUCUUUAAACAAAUACACAUUCUCUCUCUCUCUCUCUCUUUCUCUCUAACUAGCAUGAUAAACACCAGUAUUACAACAGACCAAAGGUUAUUGUCAUACUGUACCUUUGUUUGUUCCUAUUCUGUGCCAAUUAUUUUUAGCCAGGUAUAAUUUUGUCUUGACAGAGAUCAAGCUAGAAAUAGAAAUAGUUUCAGAAAAGAGAGUGCUCUUUUGGUUUUGGGCCGACUCCCUGUUAUAGUACUGUUUUCUCCAAAAGAUGGGUCGGUGAGAGGAAGAGAGGGUCUGUUCUCACUGUCAGUCGCCUGAGGAUUUUGCAGAAUGCAGUAUUUUGGAUCACCCUAUAAAUAGUAAGACAUUUUAGUGCAGAGGGUUGUUGUUUAGAUUUUUCUAUAAAUAUUAAGCACGUUAAAGAUGUAUUGUUUUGUUGUUCCCUUUGCAGAGCAACCCAAGUGGUCCAGCUUGGUACUGGUGGCUGUUGGCAGUAUUGCCACUGGAGAACAGGGCCCAAUUGGCCAUUCUUGCCAUGACUUCACUUAAAGAUCGUCUUAUCGCCAUACGGCGCGUAUUAAUAUUUGUGACACGCAAAAGACCUAGAUGACACAUCCUCAUUUGUGAACAGACACUGAAAACAAAUGGUUGUGAAUACUCCUAAGUAUUCUCAAGAGACCGACACAUUCUUCCCUUCCAAUGAAACUGAUUUGCUCAUCUAAGCACUCACAAUUUUUUAUUUUUUGCACACACUCUGCCCAGUAGUUAACCAAGCAUUCUGUGCCUCUUGUCCUGGAGAAAUCUGAGCCUCUUAGAAGUUGCGCCACAAUCGCAGCAUAGCCGAUCGCUGCAGGCAACAACUUGGAAUCGCUACUUGCAACCAACUGUCCAUUUUAUCACCGGGGGGGGGGGGGAGACAGCUGAGUCACAAGCCCUGAGAUGCCCCUGAAGCCCCAAACAGCCAUUUUGAAUUCUACACAGCAGAACUCGGAACAAACAGUGGAUUAGAAACUGAAAAGAAACUUUGAAAAACAAUUCUUAGAGGUUGCCAGUUGAAGGGAAAUCCCCCCAAAAUAUCCUCCAGAGGAAGAAUGCACAAGACAACAAGUGUUAAAUGAACAGGGGGCAGUCUUUUCGUCUGUAGCAUAUUGACAAAAUGAUUGAUCUGUGAAGCAAAAUGUGUUUUCCUGGACGUUCGCCUUGCAAGACAGUGUUUGACCAAAAGAGUAGCUGGUGACAGCACUGCGGCUGAUCAACCCUCCCUGUCUUUGUAACUUGCAUGCUGUGUGUAAUGGGAAAUAGUGUUUCGAUAUAUGUAUAGGAUGGUCGGGUUCCCCUAAACCGCCCCCCCCUUCCUACAAAUAGAAAAAAAGAAUAACCUCAGGUGACCCGCAUUACAAUAUGGAAAAAAGUUACUUAUGGAUAGCCUGUUGUCAGUGGUUGUGACUUAGAUAUCGGUACGCAUGAGGAUCCUGCAGGCUCCCGUGCCGGAUGGAAUUCCCUGUGUGCGCGGGAUGCUUUUUUUUGCUGCCAUUGGAGCCACUUGAGCAUGCUGAGCUUCAUUGCUGGAUCAUGGCCAGCAUUUCUAGCAUAUGUACAUAUAUACUUGGUUCAAGCAGUUCUGUGGUAAUCUCUCAAAAGGCCGCUGAGAUAUAGAAUUGCCAUUUCAAAUUACCCUUCCAUGCUCAUUCUGUAAGUAUAACUCAGAACAGGUAAGAUCCAGUUUCCACCUAUAUUUUCAACAGCCAUGCCAGCCUAACCUGUUAUACUGGAACAAUGUUUGUUAGCACAUUUUUUUUUAACCAAAAGGUUAAUAUUAUUACUCGUUAUGUACCGACCACUGUCUGUGCUUGGAGUCUUGGUCCUCAGUGACAACUUUGAGAGGAGGCACAUACUGAAAUCUGUAAAGGCAAAUUUCAAUGCAAGCUUAAACCAGGUGUUAACCUUCAAUUAGUUGUUGGUUCUGUAAAUAUAGCUGUAUUUUGAUGUCUCAGUACGUAUUGUUAAUAAUUUUUUUUUAAUUUUUUUUUAAAAAGAGGUCUGUCAGCCUGUUGGAAAGAAAUUUUUAGCAGUGAACGUGAAGCUGCAAAAGCACUGUUGCAAACUGCUGAACUCUCCAAAUUGUAGAAAACAAUUGCGUUAACAGCUUGGGAGAAAUAACACCGGUUCAAAUCUCGGAAUGCCGUGUGAACUGAAGACACAGGUUCACGUGCAAAUAAGACAGGAAGGUGAAAAUAGUGGCAAUACCAAAAUAUUUCAGAAGUGCCUCCUCCUUAAAUUACAAAGUGUGUUCUCUUUUGAUGAAGGUGUGAACACUUGCAUGUGAAUUCAGGAAGCAAUAUCAUCUAAAAGGUGAUUGACUGCAUUAUCCGUACCGUAACUGUAGUCCGAGUGGUAUUAGAUGAUUGGCAGAAGUAUCUAGUCAGAAGUUGCCAGUAGCAGUUGCCUAGGAACUGAUCAACACACACCCUGAAUGUACUGUAGUUGCCUCUACCUUGAAUUCGCCUUUUGUAGUAAAGUAAUGACCUGUGACUACACUUUUAAUUGUAAACUGCAUAACUUGCAACCAAUGAUCUAAUAAUCUCUACCAUAGCCUUCCUGCAAGUUCUGCUACCUUCUACCAGAGCUGUGUUUAUAUUUCCUUCAAGAGAGCUAGCAUUAAGCUAGAGAAAGGACCGUCUUGGUGAAUUUUCCCUUCGAUCUGCUCCCUGGGUGCUAUCAUACUUUCCGAAACACAUCUGUCUUCCUGUAAACCCCCUGAACAUUAGAAGCUUCCAAGGUAUCUAGUAAAAAAAAUAAAAAUCCCUUCAAAAUGUGCCCUCGUUAAUUUUUGGCAGGGAACUUGGACAAUCUUCAUGAUUUCUCACAGUACCUUUGUGCUUGCUUAAAGGUUGUUUCAUAUAUUUUCCCUCCUUGUCUCGUUUUCUGUUAAUAUCUGAAGUUACACGGCAGUUGAACAUAAACAGGAAACUUAUUUUGUUCUGCUGAUUUACUGUUUCAGCACUUUCCAUGUUUAAAUUCUGUUCUCUGCAGCACCGCUGAUAUUCUUAUUUGGUGUUUUGUUUUGGUUGGAGGACUUUUCUGGCAGAAUUCAACAUGGUACACUUAGCCCUUGAAAUUAAAGGUCAGGUUGUCUGCUCUUUUAAUAAUCAACGUCUGUCAAGUGAGCAGACGCAUUAAUUGAAAAACAUGACGAAAGCCAACAUUUUAAAAAUGGGUUUUUUUUAAUUUCUCUUAGGCUGAUUGGUCUGGCAGCCUAAGAGAAGUAGGGCUUAGGGUAUCUAUGGUCUGAAAAGCUUUGCAGAAAAAUGUUCCAGGCAUGUUUAUUGAUUAUGAUAAGGAGGAGAAGGCAUUCCGUUCUCCCCUCUAAACAAACAUGCAAAAACCUGUUUUCCAUUACAAGCCUGCUGUGUAAGGCUUCCAUAUAAAAAAAAUAGAUUUUGUAAGUGAAAUUAAAUCUUCUUUUUUUAAAAAAAAAAAUUCACGGGUCAUACCAGUUGUUUGCUUUUGUGGCCUUUUAUCUACUGCUUUCGAAAUCUCCUUUCUUCUUUUCAGUCACUGAGAUUGCUUUGUGAUUCCAGUGAGCUGAUAAUCAGCAGAUUUCUGCUCCUUUGGCUUGUUGCUGUAGUUAAUUUCAAAGAGAAUCAAUGGCAGAGGGUGUUCAGAAAGCUGUAUGCGUAAGUCAUGCAGUGUCAUACAUAGCUGAAGGCCUGGUGUUUGGUAGCGCCUUAAUUUUGCAGCUCUGGAAUGAUUGUAUCAACAAAGCACCCACAAAAACCAGAUCUUGGAGCUUGUGACCAGUUGUUUUUUUUUUAAAGAAAACGUAUUUUAUGUAGAUAAAACUUGAAACAAAAUCCUUAUCUGUUUUGAAGCUAGUUGAAGAAAAGUGUGUAUGUCUACGUGUGUGUGAGUGUGGGUGUAUGUGUAUAUAUGUACAAAUAUAAAUUAUUAAUCGCAUUUUUGUACUUGGUUAAAAAGAAAAUGAAAGACAGAUAUGUGUUACAACUAUGUUUGGCACUUCUUGUUAUAUGAAACAAAAGCCAAACCCCUUUUUUAAAAUAAAAAUAAAAAAUUGCUGCAAUGUUCAUUUCAUGUAUAUUUGGAAUAUUCAUGGGGAAAUGUAUUUAUGUGAUAUUUGGAAUAAAUAAAUUCUGUUCAAAAGUG
Molecule: messenger RNA, 38166 nt
Organism: Podarcis lilfordi (Lilford's wall lizard)
Lineage: Eukaryota; Metazoa; Chordata; Lepidosauria; Squamata; Lacertidae
Source: the annotation of a GenBank genome assembly